AAUGAAAAGAGCACGUUGCGUUGCGUGCAAAAGUUAUUACAAAUAUUAGCAAUUUACCUACCAACCUAACCAGAAGACACCAUAACCAUUUUGAGUUCUUCUCCUUUGACUCUGUAAAAUAUUUCUCUCUCUAUCACCAUCCAUCUUUGUAUAUCAAUAAUCAACCUAAUCCGAAUCCCAACAGUGCAACGUUUGAAUGGGGACCGAAAAUUCUGGAAAUGUGGAGAUAUCGGAGCCAUUGUUAGAGGAACCCGACAAAAUACCCGAAUCCGAUUCGGAAAAUAUACCGGAUUGGAAGGAUCAGAUUACAAUUAGAGGUUUAUUGGUUAGCGCUGUGCUUGGAACUCUAUUCUGUAUCAUCACCCAUAAGCUCAAUCUCACUGUUGGUAUUAUUCCUUCCCUCAAUGUUGCUGCGGGUUUGCUUGGUUUUUUCUUCGUCAAAUCAUGGACCGGUUUUAUGUCCAAGCUUGGUUUUGAUGUUCAACCUUUUACUAAGCAAGAGAAUACUGUUAUUCAAACCUGCGUUGUUGCUUGCUAUGGCCUUGCUUUUAGUGGUGGCUUUGGGUCAUACUUGCUAGCAAUGGAUGAGAAAACAUACAAACUUAUAGGUCCUGAUUAUCCUGGAAACCGUGCGGAGGAUGUUAAGAAUCCGGGGUUAUUAUGGAUGAUGGGAUUUAUAUUUGUUGUUAGUUUCCUUGGACUUUUUAGUCUUGUGCCUCUUCGUAAGGUUAUGGUAAUGGGUUAUAAGCUCACAUACCCUAGUGGAACUGCAACUGCAAUGCUAAUAAAUAGCUUCCACACAAAUACUGGUGCUGAACUUGCAAGGAAUCAAGUUGCCCGUCUUGGAAAAUAUUUAAGUAUAAGUUUCUGCUGGAGCUGUUUUAAAUGGUUUUUCAGUGGUAUUGGGGAUGCAUGUGGCUUUGACAAUUUUCCCACUCUUGGCCUGACCCUAUUCAAGAACACGUUCUAUUUUGACUUUAGUCCGACUUAUGUUGGAUGUGGUCUUAUCUGCCCUCACAUUGUCAACUGUUCAGUUCUCUUUGGAGCAAUUAUAUCAUGGGGUAUCCUGUGGCCGUUGAUCACCCAGCGUGCUGGUGACUGGUACCCAGCAGACCUUGGAAGCAAUGAUUUCAAAGGUCUCUAUGGAUAUAAGGUCUUCAUAGCCAUCUCCCUCAUACUUGGGGAUGGGCUUUACAAUUUGAUUAAGAUAAUUUCAAUCUCCGUAACGGAAAUUUUUAAAAAUAGCAGCUCGCAGAACAAUCUUCCCUUGGUUAUGGAGGUCAUAGGUGGUGAGAGUUCCAAACUAGAAUUGGAAAAGAAGAAGCGCGAUGAAGUUUUCCUGAAAGAUAGGAUACCGUUCUGGUUUGCUGCAUCUGGAUAUGUUGCCCUGGCUGCAAUAUCUACAGCCACAAUGCCAAUUAUUUUUCCUCCUCUGAAGUGGUAUUUGGUCCUUUGCUCAUACAUAAUUGCCCCUGCUCUUGCUUUCUGCAACUCCUAUGGUACAGGACUUACAGACUGGAGCUUGGCUUCAACUUAUGGUAAGAUUGGUCUAUUUAUUAUUGCGUCACUGGUUGGAAGCAAUGGUGGGGUCGUUGCAGGAUUGGCAGCAUGUGGAGUUAUGAUGUCCAUCGUCUCAACUGCUGCUGAUUUAAUGCAAGACUUCAAAACGGGGUAUCUUACACUUUCAUCAGCUAAAUCGAUGUUUGUGAGUCAGUUGGUGGGAACAGCCAUGGGUUGUGUUAUUGCGCCCCUCACAUUCUGGAUGUAUUGGAAUGCUUUUGACAUUGGAUCUCCUGAUAGUCCAUACAAAGCACCAUAUGCUGUUAUUUACCGAGAAAUGGCCAUUCUGGGGAUUGAGGGUUUCUCCGAACUUCCAAAGCAUUGUCUUGCAUUGUGUUGUGGGUUCUUUGUGGCAGCUCUGGCCAUUAACCUCUUGAGGGAUGUCACUCCAGUGAAAGUCUCUCAAUUCAUUCCUAUUCCAAUGGCGAUGGCUGUACCAUUCUAUAUUGGGGCCUACUUUGCAAUUGACAUGUUUGUUGGCACAGUUAUAUUAUUUGUAUGGGAGAGGAUAAAUAAGAAGGAUGCAGAUGAUUUUGCUGGCGCUGUUGCUUCUGGCUUGAUAUGUGGCGAUGGGAUAUGGACCAUACCAUCAGCUAUCCUCUCUAUCUUCAGGAUUAACCCGCCAAUCUGCAUGUCCUUUGGUCCUUCUGUGCGCACCUGAAUAAAGUGUCUGCCUUGUGGCAUUUGCAAUUCUUUCUUUAGUCUUAUCAGAAAAGCCUCUCAGAUUGUAAAUAUUCUGUUGUCAUGAGUAAAUGUGCACCGGACGUUAUAAAUUUGGUAUUAUCAUACAUGAAAAUGAAAUCUACUUGAUUACCUUUUUUUAUCAAAAAAAUUGUGUAUGCAUAUAUAGUAACCAUAGUUACCGAGGUCGCCUUUUUUAAUGACUUGGCACUUUCAAGCA
Capsicum annuum is the source of this 2461-nucleotide messenger RNA. Its product is annotated as probable metal-nicotianamine transporter YSL6. NCBI's taxonomy places the organism in Eukaryota, Viridiplantae, Streptophyta, Magnoliopsida, Solanales, Solanaceae. The transcript is spliced from 7 exons. Gene Ontology annotation, cellular component: vacuolar membrane. The record is from RefSeq and is a predicted model, not a curated record. Bases 197 to 2221 code for a protein of 674 amino acids. Gene Ontology annotation, molecular function: oligopeptide transmembrane transporter activity.